CCGGCUUCGAAGCUUCCACAAGCCACAGCGCGCUCAUCCGGCGUACCACCCGAAAAGUCCACAAAACCAACAACCCUUUGUGCGCCGGCUCUCUGCAAACAAUGAAACGCGAGAAACUAGUGCGCGCGCGAACUGCAAGCUGUGACCGCACGUGAAAACCCUUCCCCUUUCAGUGCUCGACGGCUGAACAUUUAUCUGUUGCCCGGUGGGGUGCGCUUUGUUGCCGAUCGACCGUCGUGUUGCUCUUCUUCCGUGCCAGUGUGUGUAGUUGGCAGUUCCGCGCCAAAUCGUGGUGGUGCAGGUGGGCCAGCAGCCCUAAGUGAAUAACAUUUCGGAACGGCGUGGUUUGUUGUUGUUUAUAAUUACCCAAUCGAAGGGCGCGCGAGCGUUCCGCGGUGUGCUGCAGUCGGUCAUCAUCAGCUGUGGCAGAAGCAGGGGCGGCUCGCGUUCACACGGUGACACCCCAAACCAGCAGCGUUUAUUUGGGGGAAGGUGUUUGGCCUUUUGAGACGCUGGUGUGUGUGGUCGUUUUGUUGCGUUUUGUUUUUUUUUUCGCUUUUGUUCUAUUUGUGGCCGCGUGUGCGAAAAACAAGAAGGGUGCGAUAUUUUUAACACAACCAAAACAAACCACCUUUCGCAGCACGCACGCGCGUCCUCACAUGCAGUGUGUCGCUGAACGGUCGUCGUCACUGUUCGUGACCUUUGCAGCAGAAGACGCUGCUGCUCUCUCGCUAAUGGUUGCAAACUUUUGGUUGUUGUGAUCCCGCCCCCGGUUGGUCGUCGACGAUCGGAACAGUUCACAUCCCCCUUGAGUGCACAUCGGGGGAUAGUGGGGUUUUCGGCUAGGUGCAUCUGCACCUGUCAGGCGCGUGGAAUAGUUGUUGCGGUCGCUGGAGACGCUGUUGCGCUUGGCUCAUCUAACUUUCACCGUCCAGGCGCGUCCAAGAUAACGAUAGUUGAUAACGCCUCAACCCAGAGGUGCCCGACGCGCGCUUAACAAGAAGCGAAAACGUCAGCUAGUGUGUGCCCACAGGCUUGAAGAUAGUGUGUUUGUGUGUGUGUGUGUGCCGUACGUAACGCGGGACGGCGUAAUCGGAGAGGUUAACUGUCAUCUCCCGAGUCAAACGUCAUUCAAACGCCGGCUUCUGGAAGUGUCCGUCGAAGGCAUCGCUAUCAGUGUAGCCUGAUCUAAGCAUGGGAAGCUAACCAAUCGUCUGUUUCGUCCCCGGUACUGAUCCGUGUUGUGUGCUGCGAUCGCGCGCUGUGUAUGGUGUGGUUUUGAAAAUCUGCAUUCUCCUUCCGCGCGUGGUUUCGGUGUGGUUUGGCGUGUUUUUUGGCCCGCCUGCCCUAGUGUCUAGUGUCGAUGAUUCGAAGCGGCCGUGGUCACUAGUUUCUGGUAACAUUCUGGGCCUGUGUGAUCUGUGUGAUCCUUUAAAGUGGCAGCAAUGGUGCAGCUAAUCAUGAUUCAUCACAUCGCACCGUACAGUAUACGGAUAAAACCGCAUGGACGCCUUUUCCACGAAACGUAGGCAACGUUACGCAACUGGCGGUGACUUUCACUCACCCACCCCAUAUUCUAAACAAGCGCAGCGAAGGAGAAAUAUUUUUUCCGAACAAGAGGUGUUCCGCAUGCUCGCCCCCCAACUGGAUCCAUUAGCGAGGCGCCACGAUCGCCAUAAUCGGGAAGAAUGGAUAUUAUCAGAGCGCCUGGAAAUAUUAAUAUUAAUGGUAGCGACGGCGGCAGCAGCAGUCUGGAGCCGCUGUUACGCAGCCCCCACGGGGCCAAAUCGAAGGACAAUAAUGGUGGGGCCGGUCUGCGGCAGCACAACUUCCUCGACGAGCAGCAGCAGCAUCGGCAACCGACCGGUGCCCGCAAUGGCCUAAAGGGGACGCCCGGCGGUCCGGUGGGCCCGGUUGGGACAGCGGUCCAGCAACAGCGCGCCACUCCAGCCCCGCCGCCACAGUGCCCGUCGACCGAUUCAGGCAACAGUUCCUGUGUGAGCAGCGGCAGCAGCAACGGUGCCGGCGGCAGCAGUGUUAGUGGUGGUGGUGGUGGUGGUAGUUGCAGCAGUGCUAGUGGUGCUUCCGGUGGCAGUGUAGUGGACGAACCAGAAACUAAAAAACCGCACCGUUCGUCACGUUCGCCGUCCGCGUCAUCGCUCAAGAAUUGCAACGUUUACGUAAACAGAACGUACGAUGACGAAGGUGCCAGUGCAGUGCGGCGUGCUGCGGCCGGUUCGGCCGUUUCGAUUUCGAUCGACGAAGGAAUUGACGCUAGUGGGCCGGCCGGUGAGGCACCGCUUGCCAGUGAGGGGCUGGGCGGCGGGAUGGUGGAGCAGGAAGAGGAAGAGAUCAAACCACUGCUGGAGGUGGCGCACGAGCGCCGCAAGACGAAGAGCAUCGUGAAGAGCCCCUCGGAGCAUCAGAGCAUUGCUGGGGAGCGGCCGGUGCGCCAGCUGAGCCUGCAGUUCUCCCAGCCGGAGUCCGUCAUCGUGGCCGACCGUCCUGUGCAUCAUGUGCAGUUCCGUGGCGGCAGCAAGUACGCGAGUGUGGCUGGGGGUGGUGCAGCGGGUAAUGGAGCGGCGCCCGGGCUCGGUACGGGUGAUGUCGAGCCGCACUGUUCCAGCCCGGUGGGCAGCAUCCUGUCCCACGGUUCGGCCACGUCGUCCUCCUCGUCUGGUUCAUCGUCGUCGUCGUCGUCCAACGAGAACAGCUCGCUGGGAGCGUACGCGGAAGCCCGCCCCCCGGACGGUGGCUGGGGCUGGGUGGUGUGCUUUGCCGCGUUCAUGGUGAACCUGAUCGCGGACGGUGUGACGUUCAGCUUCGGCGUGAUGUACAUCGAGCUGCUGGCGUACUUCGGCGAGGGCAAGGGCAAGACGGCCUGGGUGGGUUCGCUGUUUAUGGCGAUGCCGCUGCUGUGCGGGCCGGUCGCCUCGUUCCUGACCGAUCGGUACGGCUGCCGGAAGGUGACGAUCAUCGGUUCGAUCCUCGCCUCAAUCGGCUUCGCGCUGUCCGCGUACGCAACGUCGAUCGAGAUGCUGUACCUGACGUUCGGCAUACUGUCCGGCUUCGGGCUGAGCCUGUGCUACGUGGCCGCGGUAGUGAUCGUUGCGUACUACUUCGACAAGAAGCGUUCGUUCGCGACGGGACUGUCGGUGUGCGGUAGUGGCAUCGGCACGUUUGUGUUCGCGUCGCUCACGCAGAUCCUGCUGGACGAGUACGGGUGGCGCGGUACGACCCUCAUCCUUGCCGGCGUCUUCCUGAACAUGUGCCUGUGCGGACUGCUGAUGCGCGAUCUCGAAUGGACGACGCACAAGUCGAAGCAGAAGCGGCGCAAACAGCAGCAGCAGCAGCAGCAAGCUGAUUCGGUGAGCAACAGUACGAACACGGCCGGUGGUAACACGAGUGUGCUGAUGGGUAACGGUGGCAUCAUCGACGGCGUGCCGGCGGCAGGGUUGGACGAUGCAGCGAACGACCAUCCGUACGAUUUGGACGAUCCGCGGCUGUUCAGCUCGCUGAUCACGCUUCCGACGUACCUGCAGAACGGUAGCGGCCAGGACAAGCUCACGCUGGAGGUGCUGGCGAUGCUGAGCAAGCAGCACAACAUGCACGACCAUCACGUGCUGCAGAACCUGCCGGUGGCGCGCAUGGCCAGCUCGCACAGCUUCAGCCAGCCGCUUCAGUCGCCCCAGAGCGGCGAAAACUUGGCGGACGCGAAGGAGCAGGAUGGAGUCGCCCCGGCCGUGGUGGCAAACGAUGGCGAGCAGUCGCUGGAAGCGAAGGAUAACGGCAAGCAGCAGCAGCAGCAGCAAGGACUAGAGAGCGAUGGCACCGGGACCACCGUGGUGCAACCGUCGCGUCACCGAGCAGCCGGCGGGCAGCGGUCCGGUGCAAGGGGACGGCACGGGGAGGAGGCCGGCGGCGGCACCAGCUCGUACGAGCCGAGUACCGCGCUGCCGCCGCCCGUGUUUCUGCGGCGGGUGCACAGCCACAGCACGCGCGGUACGGCCGCCGGCCCGCACACGGCGGGGCCGGCACCGGCCGCCACCGCAUCCUACCUGAAGGAUCUGCGGAUGCACCGCCACUCGCUGACCUACCGUGGUGCUAUGCUGAACAUUCAGCGCUACCGGCUGCGGGCCUCCUCCUGCCCGGACAUCUACCGCAACUCGAUGACGACGAUCGCAAAGGAGAAGUCGGCCUGGUACGCGGGCGUGGAGGAGUUCCGAACACUGCUGGUCAGUAUUCUGGACUUCUCCUACUUCUCCGACGUGCACUACCUGCUGUUUGCCGUCUCGAACUUCCUGCUCUAUACGUUCUACGACGUGCCGUACGUGUACCUCGGCGACAACGCGACGCAGAUGGGCUUUUCCCACACGCAGUCCUCGAUGCUGAUCGCCAUCAUCGGCAUACUGAACAUGGUGGGCGAGGUGGUGCUCGGAUGGAUGGGUGAUCGGAAGUCGGUCAAUGCGAACUACACCUACGCCAUCUGUAUGGCGCUGUGCGGCCUGGUGACGGCUCUCGUACCACUGUUCAAAGAUUACACGAGCCUUUCCGUGUUGGCUGGUGGAUUUGGACUGUUUAUAGCAGCAAACUAUUCGCUGACCAGUAUUAUUCUGGUGGAACUCAUCACGCUGGAACGUUUCACCAACGCGUACGGGUUGCUGCUGCUGGUGCAGGGUGUAGCCAAUCUCGUCGGUCCGCCACUGGCAGGCUGGAUAUCCGAUCUGACCGAUUCGUACGAUCUGGCAUUCUAUCUGGCCGGCUUUUUCAUAGUCAUCUCCGGUGCGCUGCUGCUAGUGCUGCCCACAAUACUGAAGGUGCGUAAGAUCGUGGACAAACGGCGGCGCAGCUCGGCCCUUGCCAAUGGCGAUAGCGUCAAGCUCAACAAGAAGGUAUCGUCGGCAAGCUAUCAGCAGCAAAACAAUAAUGUCGCCACGAAACCCGUCGCACUCGAUCUGAAAACCACGUUCGUGAGCAAUGGCAAGCGCAUCGUGACGGGAGUCGACGCCAAGAAUGGUUCCACCCCGAACGGGAUGGGCACGGGCGGCGGGCACGUGUUUGGGCUCAACGGCUACAAGCUGCCGAUCGAAGAGGGGGCCACGGUUUAGGGUGUUGGUGGAUGGAUGUGGUACACUGUGCCCGGCUGUACUCCCGUUGUAAUCGGUUUCUUCCAUAACAUUGUGAACGUAUGAGGGCUCGCAGAAAGCGUUGCUGCGUCGCGUAAGGGCGUAGACAAUGCGCACCAAUUUGACAAUUGGUAAAACGUUUAGAACCAUCGUAACCGUAAUAUUUGGAAACACACACACAUAUACUUGAGUAGGAGAUUUUUUUGGGUCUGUUUAUUAUUCUGUUUUCUACCUUGUCGGUAGGAUAAAUUUUGAAUGUACUAUUUGCGUUUCGUUCUUGUUAUUCGCGCGCGACACAGCCCCGCCCGUACAUAGCCACCCGCAAGACUGGUGGAUGAAUAUAUACCUCAGACUUUAUUCACUUACUGUAAUAGCAAGCAAGCAAAACUCAUUAAACACAACAACAAGAAGAAGAAGAAGAUAUGGAAUCACCAGUAACUGAGUAAAUCGAGUUGACACGGAGACAAAUUGCUUCCACUAAGUUGGCUCCCUUUUGUGGAACGUUUAUUUUUGAAGAUUUUUUUUAAAUGUAUCGUUUUAUUUCCUUUGUAUUCAUCUAAUAGUGAUUGAGCUGGAGAAAAGGGAAGCAAAACAAGAACCUUUCCUGUACCAGUACAUAUGUAACACAUUUGAAGUGAAUAGACACGCUAUUUAUAAACAAAAAAACUAUAAUCGAUAUUACACCAUAGGCAAACUCUGUACCAUGUUACUGAACUUUGGAGACGAUAUAACGAUAGUGAAGCUGAUGAGCGCAUUUGGCUAGAUUGCGUUCGAUUUGAUGAAACCCAAUAUUUCCUCAGGCUCGCUCCCCACUUUUUGGCUCCGUUUGUACGAGGGCCGUCACAUCGGCCCACGGUGUAUGUCCGGGGUUAGGAAAAAACAAAGGAAUGACAAGCAACAUUUGCUUUACCGUGGAAAGUUGAAGAUCAACAUUACAAAACUUUAGCACCCUUUUUCUCUCCUCGCAAAUCCCCGCCGCUUUUUGCAGCCAUACAAGGUUGGCGUACGGUAUUGUAGGCCGUUUCGAUGAAGCGCAGAUGCUUGGAAAGCUUUCCAAACAAUUUUUCUCCCAUUAUUCUACACGGCAUAGAGCAAUCAUCUAAUAGUAAUAGGACGUACGUCUGUUUGAAAUGGUAAAUAGUGCGGCCACCCGUUUUGCCACACAUGCAUGGUGUGGUGGUGUUUGAAUUGCAUUGUUUGUUGCAACGGUUGAACGCCAUUGCAUAUGUUUACACAACAACAUAUUGACAAUUUUUGCGGAACGGAUGAUUACGCGAAACUAUAAUGAUACGUAAUGCAGGUGGAGAUACAAUUGAAGCGGAGGUGCAAACACUAGGUAGAGAGAGAGGGAUAGAGAAAGUGAGAGGGGAAAGAUAAAUAAUAUAUAAAUAUAUUCAUCAGCUGUGAUCACCUAGUAUAUAUUAACAAAUACUAAACUAAAGCUAGUAAAGCGAUGCUAAUUAGACACCUAGACCGUAGUAGAGAAUUGAAAGACACAUUUAAGUACACACCUACACUAUACGGAGGCGAAGGACGAUAAAGGAAAGGCUAGGAUAGGGUAAAAGUGAUUGGUAAGGAACGGUGGAAGCGUUUUGUCAGCAAGAGUCAGCCGACGACGAACAACGAUUUGGUGGUGAAGGGCAGCAUGUUUGUGGUUUAAUUUGAAAUAGACAUUAAUUGAUUAUGUUUUUCUUCAAGCACGUGUUGGCCACGAACGGAAGGGAACAGGAAAAAUGGGAUGAUAAAACAAAAAAUCUAAUUCUAAUUAGACACUACUACUGCACACGGGAGAAGCUGAUAGGAAUAAGAACGAUUAAUAGGUAUCAAAACAAAAGGAAGGGAAAAAACACAAGAAAGUGAAGAUUUCUUUACUACAAACACAUAAAAUCAAAUGGGAACAAACUCAACCACGAUGAGGCUAUGCUGAUGCAAAUGAAGGAAAGGAGGUGAUCGACUAAAUCAGGUGAUGAACACGUUUCUGCCAAAUAGGAGGAAAGAUGGUAAAUGAAAGUCCAAAUUAGACUUCAAACAGAUGAAUGCUAUAUAUUUUGUAAUUUCAAUUAUUGUAUCCUUCGAAGAUAGAGUCCUGUGUGUCAUCCGCUCACUGGAGAGAGAGAGAGAGAGAGAUGUGUAUGUGUGUGU
Anopheles arabiensis is the source of this 7268-nucleotide messenger RNA. RefSeq lists its product as uncharacterized. The record is from RefSeq and is a predicted model, not a curated record. Lineage: Eukaryota; Metazoa; Arthropoda; Insecta; Diptera; Culicidae. Gene Ontology annotation, biological process: monocarboxylic acid transport; transmembrane transport. Bases 1689 to 5108 code for a protein of 1139 amino acids. Gene Ontology annotation, molecular function: monocarboxylic acid transmembrane transporter activity. The transcript has 7 exons.